CUCACCUUCAGGUUUACCUCCAAUGGUUUACUCUGGUGUUUGGAUAAGUACAAUUGCACAGGUUGGACUUCUAUGGAGCAUAUAUCGUGGAUUGACGGGCGGUGUAUACCUGUUUAAACCUCUGUCAAGCUACGGAUUCUUGGUCACGUACAUUGAAGCCCCUCGCGGACCCAGCAAACAUGGAAGUCUAAUUGGCAAGGGAUUACUCUUCGGGACCUUAGGCGACAUAAUGCUGAUGUUCAAGCCCGAAUGGGCCUUCCUUCUCGGGCUUGUCGCGUUUCUACUAUCUCAUAUUUGCUACAGCAUGGCCUUUGUCAAACUUGGUGUACAAUGGACUAGCUCGCUUAGUCUUCUGGGCAUGGCAGCUUCAGGCGCAAUGCUUUCACAAGUGCUUCCUUGGCUUCUUCCGAACGUCGAUGCUGACAUGAAGGUCCCUGUCCUGGUGUACAUGGUUGCCAUUGUCAUUAUGGUCAUUGCAAGUUUAGGGUCAGCAACUAAUGCUCAAAGACCACUCCCACAAGUCCUUGGAGCUAUUGCGUUUAUGCUCUCAGAUAUAUUUGUAGCUAGAGAGAAAUUCGUUGUAACCGGGUUUGAAAAUGCCUGGAUAGGUCUACCCUUGUAUUUUUAUGCGCAACAUGCUAUUGCAUAUUCGGCCUGGAAACGCUGAGUUGCAUUUUUGUUCUUUCAGACAUUUACCUUUUUUUUGGAAACAAUUUUUUUAUAAAAUGUUGCGAGUACGGCCUCUUUGUCCAUCAGCACAGAGUGUAUGGCGAACCAGUUCAUCAGGUGUGCGGGCCCUUCCAGUUCCAUACAUUGGUGCAGGUCGACGAAUGGCAAGCACGGCCGUCCCUAAUAGACCUCUUGGCGCACACGUGUGGAUGCCGAUCAUGUUCGCGACGGUCGGCACUAGUUUUUUGCUGUCGAAGACGGUGCAAGCGGAGGCGGCAAGAGGAAAUCUUCAAGAACCGC
This is a messenger RNA of Umbelopsis ramanniana AG, 969 nucleotides long. RefSeq lists its product as uncharacterized. Lineage: Eukaryota; Fungi; Mucoromycota; Umbelopsidomycetes; Umbelopsidales; Umbelopsidaceae. The record is from RefSeq and is a predicted model, not a curated record. The coding region runs from base 23 to 667 and encodes 214 amino acids. Gene Ontology annotation, cellular component: membrane. The transcript is spliced from 2 exons.